AUGUCCCUCCCCUUCCCGAGCCUUCGCAUCUCGCCGCUUCCCGCCCUUUCACCAGACGAACAGGAAGACCGGCACAGGAAGAAGAAGGUGGUUCGUGGCUUUCAGGAGGUUCCGUCGAAGAAGAUGGCGAAUGGAUCUCGAGAGAACGCCUUCGAGCGCAAGCACCUGUACGGCGUGAUGGGUAUCCUCAUCACCGCCGGACUGACCAAGAAGCCGAGGAUCAUCGAUCACUGGGCCGUCGGAGCCCACGACAACUACCCCCUGGUCCGGGCCUGCAUGCCUCGAGACCUCCAUCCUGUUCUACGGCCGCUUCUUCCACUUGGCACCUCCCACCGGCAAGCUCAAGAAGGAUGAUCCCCAGUACGACAGCAAACACCACAUCAGGUAUGCCCCAUAGAAAAACACGCACGCCAACAGACUGCAAUUGUAGGUACGGUGGAUGGGUAUACUUUAUUUUCGUUCAGAGGAUAUUUAAUUUUAUUUUCAGUUUUGGAGACCAAUAUGGGGUGAUCUUUGCCCUUGGCGCUGUGUCGUCUCCUUCGCCCUCUCAGCAGAAUGACUUAAAUAUUGCUGAAUAGAAAUUGCUCGAUUACGAACCAUUUGGGCCCACUGGAAGCUGCUUUGGAACAAAGUGUGUGUCGUAAUCGGAACACGAAACAUCCGUAUCGGUGUCGGCCUUCAAAUUCGCUCAGGUUGCGUGAGUUAUAGUGAAUCGCUGGUUGGGGGAGCAAUACGCAUGUAUAUCCAGCGUCCCCCCCCCCGCCCCAAAGUAGUAUUGCUAAGGGCCGUUUUAAACUGACCGACUUUUUGUCAAAAUGUUUGAAAGUGUCAAAAAAAUGGAACCUGUAUGUAGGCGUUUGUCCAUAUUUUUUCAAAAUAUUUGGAACGAAGUUGGGCGCGAAAAGUUUGCUCCACUUGGUUCCAACUUUGACUUUUUGACAACCCUCUCAAAGUAUUUGGAGCACUUUCCAAAGUACCCUUGCAGAGGCACGCGCGGGCUGCUGCGUCUGCACCACGAGUGCCCCUCACCGUAGAAAGUCAGCUAGGGUUGUGUGUGGGUCAUGGCCGACCGUAGAAAGCGCGGCGCGCCUACAGAUUCGAGCGGCUCUCCUCGCCCACGGGCACGCGCAAUACAAAAAAAAAAACGGCGGUCCGCCAUGAUGGCUUGCAGUUGUUGCUUCGCGUCCGCCGCUUUGUUUUUUCCUUUUCCCGGGGGGGUAGGAGCAGUGGUUGCCACCCCUCGCCGGCGGAGUGUUGGUGGCGGCAGCGCCUCCCGUGGUAACAUGAGUGUUCCCCGAGAUGCCAGGCAGCAGCACUAUCUUGCUGGAGAGCAAGCCUCCACCGCCUACGGCGGCACCGAGAGAGCCCGUCUGCUGGAAUUUCGCCGGGGUUUUGGUCUGCCGGCCACGCUGGGUGGUCGUGAUAUCCAUGUCGGUGUCCAUGAUGUCGUGUUUUCCGCGGUUUGUGUUGUGUCGUCUGUGUUGUCUCGAAGUGAGCGCUACAACUCACGGACGGCGUCAUUUUUUUUGACACAAGUUGCACAAGUCUACGUCACACGUUUAAAAUGACUGCACACAGGUUCCAAGUUUUUGAAAGACAACUGUCGAAAUUUUUGACAAAAAAGUCGGUCCGUUUAAAACGGUCCUAACUGCAAUCAGUACUUCCUCUCUACGUGAACCCCGCCGGGUAGCUCCGCCGAUGCCGUCAGCAAGUUCGCUCAAGCCGUCAGCAACGCGUGGCUCCUGUUCUUCGAGUGGGCCGGGGUGCUAGCCACGCAGUGUACCGCGGCGUUGGAGGCGGCGACACAAGACCGGGGGGUGGGUUAUGCCGGGGACGCCGGGAAAGCCGGAGAGGGGGGGGCGGCGGCGGACCGUUGCGACCUCACGGUGGCAGAGCUCCAAGAAUUUCAAUGCCUAAUCGAGAAGGCUAUUAAGAUGGAGCGUAUUGACUGGGACCGUAGGCUCGCGAAUCACCUCAUGUCCUUGUGUAUCGUGGGUCACGGUGGGAAGGGGGCAAGGCGCAUGACGACAGUGGAGUCGUACCGCGUGAAGGGCGCACGCGGUCCGCGUGUAUGCCAUGGGGGGGCUUGCAACAAGACGGCCGGUCCGUACACUGGGACUAGAACUUGUGGGGUAUGCUGGUGUGAUACUUGCACGGGUGGGAUGGGGAAGGACCGGGCGUUGAUGCUGUGCAAGACGUGCAGGAGAGUACCAGAAGCGCAUGUUGCCGCUAAAAACUGGGCCGCUGAGAGAACGUACAAGCCAAUCAAAUGGUUUGGAUCGCCGCCCGAGUAAUUCAUUGUGAUUGUGUGUGUCCCAGGCCAGUGUUUUGAAGUNGGGGGGGGGGGGAUUCUAUACAAGUUAGUCGACAAACAGCCCUGUUGCAACGAUCUUCUGUCUGUAGCUUGACUAGCUUAUAGUUGAAUCGGAGUUGUCAUUGUGAUUGUUUGCAUGCUACGGUGUCAAGAUGCUGCCCGGUGCGGCGGUUGGUAUGCACUCGAACCACGCAGAGAAUAGCAGGAGGCAGGAGGGAUUCCCACGGCUUCACGAGUACCUCGUACGACCCCCUGCUCUUUUCUCGCUACUCGGGUGCCAGGGUUAGGGUUAGUCCGGCGUGCGUUAGUAAUGUCAGCGUUCCGGGUUGGAAUGGAAGUGUAGGUUCAUGUGUCAACAGCUGGGCGAAUGCCCUGCGCCAAUGGAAGAAGUCGUGCGCAUGCAAAAAAUGCGGAAAGGUGUUACGACUCAUGUCUAUCGUACAUUGAACAACACGCAUACACUCAUGCUUAAAUGGGUACCGCAGACACUCUGUCACGUGCCGUUCCCUAUCAUGGUGGCAAGAGCGAAGAGGC
This is a messenger RNA of Ectocarpus sp. CCAP 1310/34, 2848 nucleotides long. The record is from the annotation of a GenBank genome assembly. NCBI's taxonomy places the organism in Eukaryota, Phaeophyceae, Ectocarpales, Ectocarpaceae.